GCCCGCCCGCCCGCCCGCCGCUGGCUGGGUGGCAGUCACGACAGAGCGCGGUCGCCGGCGAGGUGGGCGCGGGCGCGGCGGGGAGCGCGGGAGCGCCCAGGACGUGGGCAGGGCCCCGGGCGGGGGCGCGGCCGGAGGAGGGCACGUCGGCGCCUCGGCGAGGAUGGGAGUCCCCGGCACCCGCGGCUGAGCGAGCGGGCGGGCGCGCGGCGGGCAGUGCGCACGAGGAGGGCGAGCCUGCUGUUCCCCCGGGAGCCCAACACCGUUCCCGCGCGGCCACGAUGAUCCCUCCGAGCGGCGCCCGCGAGGACGGCGUGGACGGGCUGCCCAAGGAGCCGGCGAGCGCCCAGCAGCCGCCCUCUCCCGCGUCCACCAGCAGCCAGGAAUCCAAGCUCCAGAAACUAAAACGAUCACUUUCUUUCAAGACCAAGAGUUUACGCAGCAAAAGUGCUGACAACUUCUUCCAGCAAACCACCAGCGACAUGAAGCUGCAAGCAGACGUGCUGGCCGAGGUCAGCCCCGGCUCCAGCCCACUCCCUGCUCCAGGAAGCCUGACGUCCACGCCCACCAGGGCCGGCCUGCACCCCAGCAGCGGCAAGGCCCAUGCCUUUCAAGAGCACAUCUUCAAGAAGCCCACUUUCUGUGACGUCUGCAACCACAUGAUCGUGGGAACCAAUGCUAAGCAUGGACUGCGCUGCAAGGCCUGUAAGAUGAGCAUCCACCACAGGUGCACUGACGGCCUCACACCCCAGCGGUGCAUGGGCAAGCUGCCAAAGGGAUUUCGGCGUUACUACAGUUCCCCAUUGCUCAUCCAUGAACAGUUUGGAUGCAUUAAAGAAGUUAUGCCCAUUGCCUGUGGCAACAAGGUGGACCCUGUCUACGAGACCCUGCGCUUCGGCACCUCCCUGGCCCAGAGGAUGAAGAAGGGCAGCUCUGGCAGUGGCUCGGACUCACCCCGCAGAACCUCUACUUCCGACCUGGUGGAGGUUCCUGAGGAGACUGACGGGCCAGGAAGCGGGUACGACCUGCGGAGACGCAGCAACAGUGUGUUUUCAUACCCAGAAAACGGCGCAGACGAUUUCAGAGACCAAGCAAAGAACAUAAACCACCAGGGACAGCUUUCCAAAGACCCAUUACAAAUGAACACCUAUGUUGCCUUGUACAAGUUUGUACCACAGGAGAAUGAAGAUUUGGAAAUGAGGCCAGGAGACAUGAUCACUCUUCUAGAGGAUUCCAAUGAAGACUGGUGGAAAGGGAAAAUUGAAGACAGGAUUGGCUUUUUUCCAGCCAACUUUGUUCAGAGAGUACAACAAAAUGAGAAGAUUUUCAGAUGUGUCAGAACGUUCAUUGGCUGUAAGGAACAAGGACAGAUAACACUAAAAGAGAAUCAGAUCUGCGUGACUUCUGAAGACGAGCGAGACGGCUUCGUCAGAGUCCUCAGCGGGAAGAAAAGAGGCCUUGUCCCCCUCGACGUCCUAGAAAACAUCUGACUGUGGGCCCCACCUCCUCGGGAAGGAGGAGGGCUCUGCUGCGAUGCCCUGUGCCUCAUCUCACACUGUGUCUCCUAGAGGAGCUGCUGCCCUGCCCCGCCCUGGCCCCCAAGGAACCAGAGACAAGACGCAAGGAUCUGAGACCAUGGGGCAACAGCCGCAAAGCAGUUUCUACGCUGCCCAAGAUGGUGAUGAGGCUGGGGCACCCGGGACAGAGCUGAGUGCCACACCUGGCCGCGGCGACGGGACUGUAAAAUGCAGGCGUGUCCCAGGACUCGAGCCCUUCCCUUGCCAUGUGGUGUCAGCUAACCAUGCUGUGGCCCAGUGCGGGGUCCAGAUCCAUGUAGGCAAUGUUAUUCUGCUUCCAGACCUUCAUCCUCUGUGUGGGUCACUCAGCAGCAUCGCAUCUCAGACCCCGAGCCGUCGCUCUGCAGAGCAUCAGGAAGCCCUUCCCCGACUUUGCAGCUUCUCCUUCCCAGGCCCUCCACUCCGUGACCAUGCUGUGCAGAGCAGCCAACUCCUGUCUCUUUCAGUCCCGUAAGUCAGUCCUGGUGUGUAGUGCACAUGAGGGCAAACUGACAGCACCAAAGACCUGCCCUGCCCAAAGCCAGUGGACAAGCAGCCCCUCUUGCUGCUCAGGUUACGCACCGGGCAGAUGCAGCAGCAUCUGAGGCCCAGACCCCGGGUCAGAGGGUCGGGGGAGGUAAGGAGGGGCACAGGGCCCUUAUUUAUUGAAGAUUACACAGCCCUUUCAGCUGUGGAGUCCUUGCUGGAAGCAGACAGGGAGAGAACAUGGCCAACAGCCCCUCUGUCCCAGGGGGCAGCAUGUUCUCUUCAUGCCAUCCUGCAAGACUGCCUUUGGAGGUUGGGUCCACCAUGCAAGGAACCAGGAACAUGGAGAGAAACUAAGGACACAACCUAAGAAAUGUAGCCGAAUCAGAAUUCCUUCUUCUUUGGGGCAGUAUACUAUGCCCUAGCAGAUGUAAAAUGGAAAACCAUCCUUACCGCUUCACCCGCUGAGGGUGAAGCCCAUGUAGACAAUUUAGCAUCAUCUAGGGGGAUCUCUGUUACUCUGUACUUGUACUAAUGUUUACAAGAAUGCAAUAUACUGUGAUGCCUUCCUCCUCAAGCCUCCCUCUAGCACCCAAACUUGCAUUCUAGUUAGUCAUCAAGGUGGUUCCACUCCAAUUCACAGUGACCUUGGGGUCAAGGCCAGUUUGAUCUCUUUUGUUACCAAGCAAUAAAUCACUAGAACCAUUGGUUUCUAGAAGACGUAGUAGCUGCGUCCUGCGCAUGUGAGCAUUCUCUCCCAAACCAAAGCACGACCAUCUGCGUCUCCUCCUUUGGUCUUGCUCGCAUGCCGGUGGGAGCUGAGAUGGAUGGCUGCUGGCUUCACAGUAGUUUGGAUGCCUUACUCUCAUUUUAAAGCCAGCAUCCAGAAUGUCCCCCUCUUUUACAACACAGAAAAUCCAAGGUACAGAGUCAAGAUGGAUUCUUUGAAAGCCAGGGUGAACAUCAUGACUGCCUUUCUGUAAAACUGAAUGCCGCAUACAAAUCCUCUUUGCCUCUCAUUCAAUAUUCCAUUUAAUAAAAACAACGCAGUGGCUGGAAGGAGCUUAACAAA
This is a messenger RNA of Oryctolagus cuniculus (rabbit), 3114 nucleotides long. RefSeq names its product SH3 and cysteine rich domain (gene STAC). NCBI's taxonomy places the organism in Eukaryota, Metazoa, Chordata, Mammalia, Lagomorpha, Leporidae. Gene Ontology annotation, molecular function: transmembrane transporter binding. The record is from RefSeq and is a predicted model, not a curated record. Gene Ontology annotation, biological process: positive regulation of voltage-gated calcium channel activity; skeletal muscle contraction; positive regulation of protein localization to plasma membrane.